AUGACAUCAGCCAUACUUAAUGAUCAGACACCGGUUCCGACUCAAACACAGCCGUUGCAGGGUUUGCCCAUAAUUGGAGCAUUGAUUCCAGCCAAUUUGCUUGGAAAUUUGGGCAGUACCCUGCAAUCAUUGAUUCCCCUGAAUUUGCUGGGCGGAGGGGGAGGAGGAGGAAAUGCUGGUGGCUUAGGCGGUCUGGGCAAUCUUGGUGGUUUGGGCAACCUAAAUUUGGGUGGAUUAUUACCAGGUUUGGGACUACCACAAACUCAGCAAAACCAGUGUCCCAUAGGACAGGUGUCGCGAUGCCGCUGUGAAGGAGUUAUACCCCUGAAUCAAAAGGCACAGGACACAUUGGAAAUCCUGCAGCAGAAAGUUUCGUUGAAUGUAAAUGGUGAAAAGGAAGUGAGUGCUCGUCUGAACAAUGGCCUAUUGAUGUAUCAACGAUCGGGCAAUGAAGUUGUGCCCCCGGCUACAGUAGAAUCUGCCGUUACCCAGGGCUACUUUACACUCAAAUUAAACACAUCAAAAUAUCUAACGAUCUACUACACGGUGACCAAUGGGGACUAUACCGUAAAGGGUAAGGAUCCUAGCUAA
Messenger RNA from Musca domestica (house fly), 591 nucleotides. RefSeq lists its product as uncharacterized. The transcript is spliced from 2 exons. The coding region runs from base 1 to 591 and encodes 196 amino acids. The record is from RefSeq and is a predicted model, not a curated record. NCBI's taxonomy places the organism in Eukaryota, Metazoa, Arthropoda, Insecta, Diptera, Muscidae.